AUGCGCUGCAGUAGCACGGUUAGUGCGCCCGUGCAACACUGUUGCGCACCUCUAACUGCGCAUCACAGCCGUUAUAUUGCCGUUCAACUUUUAAACAAUCAGAUUUUGUAUUUUGUCAUUCAGACAAAAUCUAAAGCUAAGGACGUUUAUUCCCAAACAUGUUCGUACUUAAAAACGAAAGGUAUGCUCAAUUGCGAGCUUUUUGGCUUGGCAAUCAUGUACGAUCAAGAAUAUCUGUUUGUGGAUCUUGAAUGUAAACUAUCUAAAUAUGCUCCGAAAAGUUGGAAAAGUUCUUCAUCGCGAGGCCUUGACGCUCAGGGGAAACCUAUUUUCCAAUUGUUUUUCAGAGUGCAGUUUUACAUAAACAUACCUUUUCUUCUUCGGAAUGAUAUUACCCGUCACAAUUAUUAUCUACAACUUCGAGAUAACGUCAUAUCGAGGGGACAUGUUGUUUUUUGUUCCGGCGAUGAACUUUUGCUUUUAUUGGCUGGAUUAGCCUUGCAAGCUGACUUUGGAGAUUAUGAUAAACUUGAAUGCAAAGAAAAUUAUUUUCAACUCGACAAGUAUUUCCCGCAAGAGCUUAUAAAAAGAAACAGUAAUCUUUACAAGACUGCCGUGACGUUACACAAAAAACAUCGUGGUUUAACCAUCGCUCAAGCCGAAAUGAAUUACAUAAGAGAGUCGUCAUCUAAUGAAUUAACACUUUUAAAUCAUAAUGUUCAUUUAUACAAGCUUAAAAGUAAUAAAAAAUUACACGAUGAUCAAGAUGUGGUUUGGCUGGCUAUCAGCGCUCAAGGAAUUCAAAUUUGUGAGGAUACUUUGUUUAAGAAAUCUCUUUUGGCAACAUAUUCGUGGGACAGUAUUGGAAAAUUAUGUUUUGAUAAAAAAAAAUUCGAAAUUAAUUCCUCGAAAUUGGAAAAAAUGGUGUACUACACAAGUAGUGACGAGAAAAGCAAGCAUUUAUUAUUUUUGUGUCGAGUUUCUCAUCAAUUCAGUAAGGUUUCCGAUUUAAUUUUCUGCGAGAAUAUUAAAAAACAAGGAGGAUCUCAUUCAAGUGUGAAAAAGGAAAAAUUUUGCAUUGCUACAACGACAAGUGAUGAUAAUAAUAUCUUUUGUAAGGAUUCUCCUUACACUGAGCCAAACAUAAAUGACAGCGCGUCGGAUGACAACGAUUUAUCAAAUAAAAGAUUAGUUUUAACGGAUUUUAACCGGGAAAAAACAAAAUAUGAUUCCAAAAUCAAAAUUAAAACUUCAAAAAAAAAUUGUAAACAUUCUUGCGACAAUAUUUUUCUAAAUAAAUCCAUGAAUACUGAGAAUUUGAAAAAUGAAUUAACUGAUGAGGCGUCUCGCGAUGAGGCGAGAAAAAAAAAUGACAAACAUAUUUCGAGUGAAUUGGUUUACCGUUUGAAAAAUAUAAAUAAUGUUGAAACUGGAACUGCCGUCAAUUCAAAUGAUUUAAAAUUAUUAACUCGGUUCUCAUCUGAUUCAAAUUUAUAUUUUUCUUUUUCUGACGACGACACGGAUACUAAUUCCGACAGUAACACUUACUGUCGAAAUAAAAGUAAAAAAAAUUUUAAAAAAUUCAGUUUGGAAUCAGGAAUUUUUCAAAAUUCAAUCGAACGGUUAACAUUUACGAAAAAAAAAAAAAAAAAGGAUUUAAAAAAUGAAGAAAGGGGAAAUAAUAUCGAAGAAACCUGUGCGGAAUCAACCAAGAGUUUUGAAAAUUUUCCACGUGACGAAAAAAAGGUUUUUUUUAAAACUGAUGGAACCCACGUUGAAGACUUCAUAUCGGAAAAAAAAAAUCAUCAUUCGGGAACUUACCCGUCUUGUCCAUCUAUUUCGAGUAAUUUAGAUUCGGAUUCGGAUUAUUAUGUCAUGUUACCCGUACGAAAUACUUCUCAAAAAAUAGAAAAUGAAAAAAAUUUUUCAUCACUUUCUCUUGAUUUCACAAAAUGUUCAUCGAAAAAAAGCUUGGAACCUGAUAAAUUUCAACCCGAUUCGAAUAAGUUUAUCCCGUUGGAAAAACUUUAUUUGAAAAACAUUUUUUCACCACCACUGGAAAAAAAUAAAAUAUCUUGUUCGUAUUCUUCGGUGGUAGAUGAUUCAAUUCAAUCUGUAAAUAAUACAACAAACGUUUCGUGUUAUAAACGAAGCAUAUUAUUACCUCGAGACAGAGCGGAAUCAUCUAAUUCCGUCAAGACCGAUGCAACGCGACGCGGGGAUUCUUAUUUUAAAAAUUUAUUUAUGAAUCGAUGCCGAAACAUAAACGGGUAUCAAUUACAUGAGAAAGAUCGACACGAUCCGCCCUCAUCUCAAGAAUAUUGUGUAACAAAUGAGAAAAAGAUCAUUCGAGAAUUGGGCGAUAUCGCUUCGGGCAAAAAUAAAAAUAUUAUUGAUGAAAAUUCGCGAUUGACCGUACCGAUAAUAAUCGGAAAGAACAAUUAUUUGGAUAUACAUGCUACAAAAGCAAACGAUAAUGCGGGAAAAAAAGAUGCGAUGAUUCAUCAGAAAUACUCGUCAGUUUCUAAUAAUCAAUUUCCGAAAAAAUGGUCGUCCGCGACUACCGUUUACACUUCUCAAAUCUUUCGUUCUCAAAUAGAACAAUAUAGGCAGCAACUAUAUUCCGAUGUUGAUUAUGUUAUUUACCCUAUGAAAGAUCCGGCGAUAAGUAAAAGAGAAUAUUUAAAUGCGAAGCAAGGGAGUUUCUUAUCCGCUCUCGCUUCUGAAUAUACGUAUGGGUAUACGAAAUCACCAACUCCUUCUUUGUGCGCCCGUGCCGAAACUCGGACUCAGUGUAAACAAAUAGAAAAUUCAAAUUUUAUUAAAACGCAUGAUUCUUUUGAAAAGGCCAGGAAUACAAUUUCGAACAGAGGUCGCGUUAAGGUUCAGAUCAACCAUUCAAAUAAAAGAGUUUUAGAAUUUCAAGAAUGUUUGCAACGAACUAGUCAAACAAAAUCAAUUCAUGCAGUUUCUUCGAAUGUGAUUUUCGAUCGCGGUCCGUUUACCGGUUCUGUAAACGGCACGGAAUGCACCGGUUCUCUUUCCUCGUUAAACAUCCCGAAAAAUUUUACUCAUUUCACAAGGGUAAAAUCGGAUGAUAAAAUUUUAAAUUUUCACGACGGACGAAACAUUUUGAACGAAAAUUCGAAAAAAUGUCAAAUUUCUUCACCGGAUGCGUUAUUCAUUCCUCAUUCGGCCUGGGUCGUCGAUGCAAAACGCGGAUCGCGCAAAGUUUCGGAUUCGAAAACUCAAUGUAAAACACUUUGUGGAACGCGCAACUUAUCCGAUAGUACCUUAUCACGUGAUAAAUAUAAAUCUGAGAAAACAGUCAAGUGUGAUGAUUUGAACGGUAAAACGAUUUUGUCGAAACGAAUUUCUCAUUAUUCGAAUAAAAAUGAUAAAAAUAAACAAAUAGAUAUUCACACUUUGAUACAGCAGAGCAAAAAUUUAGACCUGCCGUUGAUAUCGGCUCUUUGCAACGACAAAACAUUAAUACAGCAAACGAAUGCUUUUGUCAUGCCGAAGCAUCCCAGCCUUAAAAGGCGUCCGCGUGCCAAUAAAUCCAUUGAUAAUUCCAGGAUCAAUUCAAGUUUUUCGAUGAGUAAAAAUUUUAAUGACGCAACCGCUCAUCAUCACCAUCAGAUUUUGUCGAAUAAAGAAAAAUUGAAAAAAAAAAAUCCGAAUGAAAGUAACUCUGAGGUGACGAGGUGUGGGAAAAAAAAAGCCGUAGUCAAAAAAGAAGUAAAUGCGAGCACUACGUUUUUAGAUUCUUUGCUUUCCAUUAAGGUUUCUAAAAAAAGCAUCAGCAAGAUGAAAUAUCCCGUGUCUGGUAUGUCCACCACGCAAAUAUCGAGGCCUCAAAAAAAAUUGUCAAGUUCGCAUGUUCAUCCUUUGGGUGCCGUUAGAACGGUAAAAAACCAUCAUGCUCUGCCUGUGCCAUCCAAUAGGAAAUAUGACUUGGUGCCAUAA
Molecule: messenger RNA, 3969 nt
Organism: Pediculus humanus corporis (human body louse)
Lineage: Eukaryota; Metazoa; Arthropoda; Insecta; Psocodea; Pediculidae
Product: 4.1 G protein, putative
Exons: 9
Coding region: 1-3969 (1322 amino acids)
Biological process (GO): positive regulation of hippo signaling
Cellular component (GO): cytoskeleton; cytoplasmic side of apical plasma membrane
Source: RefSeq, a predicted model, not a curated record